AUGGCGGCUAAAUUUUCAGUCAAAUCCCUUGAUCAUCUGGUUCUUACGGUCCGGUCUAUUCCUAAGACUGUAUCGUUCUAUACCACCCACCUGGGCAUGCGACAUGAAACUUUCUAUUCGCCGAUGAAUCGGGCUGUUCAGAGACAUGCUCUCCUAUUUGGAACUCAAAAAAUCAACCUCCACGAAGCUGGAAAAGAGUUCGAACCAAAGGCCCAAAACAUCAUGCCCGGGAGUGCGGAUCUCUGCUUUUUAAGCGACGAACCAGUGGAGAGAGUCUUGGAAGCUUUCCAGACUGCGAAAAUAGAAGUUUUAGAAGGUGCAAAGGUCGUCGAGAGGACCGGAGCAGUUGGGAAAAUCAGGAGUGUAUAUGUGAGAGAUCCGGAUGGGAAUCUUAUCGAUCGGAAUGCUAACAAGCAGAGGCAGGAGCAUGCCGCAGUGGAACACAUCGAAGAGCAGGGUCCAGGGAAGCCCCGAGGACCAGCCUCUAUAUUUGAUCAUUUGAGUGAUGAGACACAGCGGAUACAAGAGAAGAGGCUCGUUCGUAAGCUGGAUAUGACUCUUAUGCCGACCAUUUGGGUGCUAUAUCUCUUUAACUAUCUGGACCGGAAUAAUAUCGCGUGUGUGAGCCCCAUACCUCUGCUAGAGUCGUUUAUGCCUACUCGUAUGCUAAUGGCGGGAUUCUACAGCCAGGCCAAACUGAAUAGAUUUGAAAAAGACCUCAGCCUCCAUGGUGAGCAAUACAACACCGCCAUAUCAAUCCUCAAUGUCGGUUAUAUGCUUAUGCAACUUCCAAGCAACAUGAUCUUGACCCGCGUGCGACCUUCAUUCUACAUCCCAUUUUGGGUUGGGGUCUGGUCCUGUCUGUCUGCAGCGACGGCAGGAACUCACAACUAUGCUGGACUCAUCGCGAUUCGCUUUUUCCUCGGGACUGCAGAAUCCCCUUUCUUCCCCGGGGUCUUUUAUCUGCUGUCGUGCUGGUAUACCAAGAAGGAACUGGCCCUACGAACAGCCAUCCUCUACUCCGGUCUCGUCCUGGCCACCGCAUUCUCCGGACUACUGGCAGCAGCCGUUUUCUCUGGUCUCGAUGGCGCCCUAGGCCUUGCUGGAUGGAGGUGGCUGUUUAUUAUCGAAGGCGCAGCGAGUUUUGUCGCCGCAAUUGUUUCCUGCUUCUUGAUUCCUGACUUUCCGCACAGUCAGGCUGGCACUACUGCUAGUGGAUGGUUGUUUGACGAAGCCGAGAAGAAGUUGGCGCAUGAGCGGAUCCUUCGAGAUCAAGUGUCAAACCAGGAAUCGGACCAUUCAUUGUGGUUUGGGCUUAAGAGCGCCCUGAGCGAUUAUCGGGUCUUUGUGUUUGCCCUAAUGCUGUGUUCCAACCACACAGCGUACGGAUUCAAUAACUUUUACCCCUCCAUUGUGAAAGGGUUGAACCUGGGCAGUACGACAGUGACCCUUCUCUGCACCGCACCCCCGUACCUCGUCGGCGCGGCGGCCGCCUUCUUCGUGGCCUGGUCGAGCGACCGACACUGCGAGCGUGGGUUUCAUAUCGGGGGCUCGAUGGCGGUGGCGAUUGUCGGGUUUACAAUCAGUGUGUCUGUACUGCAAACCCCGGUGCGAUAUGCCUCCUCGUUCUUAUACAUCUCGGGCUGCUUUGCGGCGAAUUCCAUGGUGUAUUCAUGGGCGGCAUCGGCCGUCAGUCAGACCCCGGAGAAGAGAGCCUGUGCGACGGCCAUUAUUAACCUCAUCGGCCAACUGGGGAAUAUCUGGAGUCCAUAUUUUUUCCAACCCCAGGAAGCGCCGCGCUAUACCCUGGCGAUGGUUCUUAUGAUUGCCUUCAGCGGGGUGAGUAUUCUUACCUGUGUCGUGAUGAAAUGGACGCUGCAACGCGAGAACCGGAAACUUCAGGCUCGGCUCUGUGAACAAGCCUUUUCUCGCAGCGACCUCCUGCGCCGACAUGAAAAACGCGCUCAUAAUCAUCAUUCCCCCCGCGUCAGACGAGGAGAAGGCGACCUGAGACUUCAUGGAGAUGGUUCCCCUCUGGGUAUUAGCAUUGGACAGCCGUGCGACGCGACUACGACCGAACAAAUGGAUGUGUCUUUUGGAUGGUCGGACUACGUGUCGACGUCACAGCAGAUGACUGCGUUCUGGCAACUCGGGGAUCCUGACAGAUCCCUGGAUUUACAGGACUUGGUCCUGCCGGGCGAUUACGAUCAACUCUUGAACUUUGAUCCCGACCCAGUCCCCCUGGAAAUCCAACAAAAUCAUCUCAGCUUGCAGGUUGCAGGGCCUUCUCUCCUCUCCCGACCGGGCUCCCCUCCGAUCCUGGAGGUCCCAACCGAUGGAGCGCAUAGUCCAGAUUCACAUUGGUUCCUAGGAGACCGCCACAGGAUCACGGAAGAACGGUGGUUAUCGAUGCAGACAGAUGUUUCUCAGGCCGGCGUUUACAAGCUGCCCUCUCAUCCCACCCUUUCACAAUUCAUCCGUCGAUACUUCGGAAGUUUUCAUCGCCACCAACCCUUCCUCCACCCUCCGACGUGGUCGCCCAGUACGGCCAAGACGGCCCUUAUUCUGGCGGUAUGUGCCAACGGAGCGGUGUAUAGCCUGGAGCCUGAUAUCGCCGUGGAGCUUCACAAAGCUGCGGUGGCAUGUAUGCAGCGCGACGAAAAAAAGGGCUUGUGGACACUGCAGACUCUCAUGUUGGUUGCGGCGUUUGCCGCUUGGAGUGGCUCUUCAGAUGAUCUCGCAUUUGCCCUUCAGUGCUAUGGCGAGAUGACCAUGGCAGUUCGGAGGGAGUGGUCGCAGAUGCAGGAGGAGCAGGAAGGGUUUUCUUGUUGGGAAAGAUGGCUGGAGAGGGAAUGUUUAAAGAGAAUCACGUUCUGCGUCUUUACAUUGAUGAACUUGAUCACUGUUGCCUACGAUAUUCCCGCCUCGGUACAACUGGAAGGUCGAUUCGGCAUUCCUUGUACUGAGAGCCAGUGGGAUGCGAAAAGCGAGGAAGAGUGGAUACAUCUCCAACAGAAUUCACCCACGAUUGAAUGGCAAUCCGCUGCAGCUGUGAUGGAUCAACUGUUAAACGAGGCCUUACCAGUGCCCCAGCAAGUAUCCAUAUUCGGCUGCCACGUUGUGAUUUCAUCGCUGGUCCAGCGGAUCAUACUGUUCAGGAAGGCCGGUUUAUCAUCUAAGGGGCCCCUCUACGUGGCAGAGGAGCAGAGAAUUCUUCGAGGCCUGCGACGAUGGCAGUUGAUGUGGGAGAGUGCACCCAGGGCGGCACUAUCUCCUAACAGCCCCUAUGGGCCGAUGCUGUUCAACAGCACUGCGCUAUUACGUCUCGCCUACGUUCGUCUGGUGGCCGACUACUCGUGCAUCCGCAGCCAAUUCAGCUGGGGGAAUACCACACCGGCGAUUGAGAAGACGCUCCGUUCCAUGGAGCUGCCUCUUCAGAACCACCAAAGUGCACGGGCUGCGCUCCAUGCGUGUCUGGCCCUAAAGAUCCCUGCGACUCUCGGAUUCAAACUGGUCGCACGCACGAGCUUCUGGGUCUGGAGCGUCCAGCAUGCCAUCUGCUACUUCGAAUGUGCGCUGUUACUGACGAAAUGGCUCGAGAGGAUGGCUCUGGAGCCUACAGGUCUGUCGGACGAGGAGCUGGGAGUGAUCGACCUGGUGCAGCAGGUUACUAGCUGGCCACAUUCCGGUCGGUCUGCAGAGAACCUGCGUGCAAUGGCUGUUGCUGUGCUUCGUACCUGGGGCCAGUUACUCGAUACCAAAAACACCACUGUAUGGGGUCUUAUACCAAAGCUGGCUCAUCUUCUGAAUCUGCAUGCUGAUAACCUUCACCGUGCUUGA
Messenger RNA from Aspergillus tanneri, 3840 nucleotides. RefSeq lists its product as uncharacterized. The transcript is spliced from 9 exons. Gene Ontology annotation, cellular component: membrane. NCBI's taxonomy places the organism in Eukaryota, Fungi, Ascomycota, Eurotiomycetes, Eurotiales, Aspergillaceae. Gene Ontology annotation, biological process: DNA-templated transcription; transmembrane transport. Gene Ontology annotation, molecular function: zinc ion binding; DNA binding; transmembrane transporter activity. The record is from RefSeq and is a predicted model, not a curated record. Bases 1 to 3840 code for a protein of 1279 amino acids.